This is a messenger RNA of Zeugodacus cucurbitae (melon fly), 801 nucleotides long. RefSeq names its product dentin sialophosphoprotein-like. Bases 1 to 801 code for a protein of 266 amino acids. The record is from RefSeq and is a predicted model, not a curated record. NCBI's taxonomy places the organism in Eukaryota, Metazoa, Arthropoda, Insecta, Diptera, Tephritidae. The transcript has a single exon.
AUGUCAAACUUCACAAAUACUCAAAACUCCCGUACAACAAACACAAGUUGGCGAAGUAGGAGUUAUAGUGUUGACAGCAAGCCGUACAAUUCAUCGCGAGGAACAACUUCAUCAAUCACAGUAGACAAUUCUGACUCUGCGAACAGUUCAAAUAAACAACACCUUAACCGAACAAAACUACCUCAGAGAACUGGUUCAGUAACUAACUCAUCUGGCUCGAGUGAUAGUGAGAGUGGUGUUCAUAACUCCUAUCAACGGAAUCCACUCUGCCAGCCACGACCACACUUUGCACCCAGACUUAGCUCUAAUUCCAGUAGCGAUGGUAGUUACCUUUGCCCUAAUAAAGACAGACGUAACCGUAACAACUAUAGAAAGCACAAUGAGCAGAGAAUGUCCAACACUUGGUCACUUGAGUUACCUCACUCAGAUAGCGGUAGCAUCAGUAGCACUGAAAGUGGUGUUUUCUCUGGUGACAACAGCAAUGGCGAUAUAAACCCAGUAAAUAGUAGUAACGAUCGCAAGAAUUACCUAAAUUUUCCUUCAAAUCAACGUAAUAGUAUGCGUUUAAAUAGAUACCCGCCCGGAAUGCCGAUUCCAACUCCGGCUACUCACUUCGCCAGCAGCGAAAACUUUAAUGCGCCAGCGGCUUCAAGCUUACCACAACCGCCACAGAUUUGGCUGUUUGGCAGGGCGGAGGCUCUGGUUAAAGAAGAGGAACUUGAAGAGGAGCGAGUGCAAGACAAGAAUUUAAAUACCUUCGACUAUUAUAAUUUGAAGAUGUUGCUCACCGUGAAAGCAUAA